Molecule: messenger RNA, 1632 nt
Organism: Dovyalis caffra
Lineage: Eukaryota; Viridiplantae; Streptophyta; Magnoliopsida; Malpighiales; Salicaceae
Source: the annotation of a GenBank genome assembly
AUGGAUUUAGGUCCAUGUGAAGAUGGUGAUGGGUUCGUAGAGAAAGAUCCAACAGGUAGGUAUGUUAGGUAUGAUGAAAUCUUGGGAGGAGGAGCAAUCAAGACAGUAUAUAGGGCUUUUGAUGAAGUUGAUGGAUUUGAAGUUGCAUGGGAUCAAAUAAAUAUCGAAGAUGUAUCUCCAAAACAACUGGAAAGAUUGACUACUGAGGCUCGCAUACUGAAGUCAUUGAAAGACAAGAACAUCAUCAAGUUUUAUGAUUUUUGGAUGGAUGAUAAGAAGAAGACUCUUAACAUGAUAACUGAGAUAUUCGUUUCUGGGAGUUUGAGUCAGUAUUGCAAGAAACAUAAGGAUGUUAAUACAAAGGCUAUUAAGAACUGGGCCAGGCAGAUUCUUCGAGGUUUGCACUAUCUACAUACUCAUGAACCUCCUAUUAUUCAUGGUGAUUUGAAAUGUGAUAACAUAUUUGUUAAUGGAAACAAUGGAGAGGUUAAGAUUGGAGAUCUUGGAUUGGCCAUUGUUAUGCAACAGCCUACAGGUUUAAGUGAUUUAGUUACUCCAGCAGAUAUGGCUCCUGAACUUUGUGAAGAGGAAUACAAUGAGCUUUUCGAUGUUUAUUCUUUCGGCAUGUGCAUGUUAGAGAUGGUUACUUGUGAACAUCCAUAUCCUGAUUGCAAAAAUCCAGAACAGAUAUACAAGAAGGUUAUCUCAGGCAUAAAGCCGGCUUCUCUUGACAAGGUGAACGAUCCCCAAGUAAAGCACUUCAUAGAGAAGUGUCUACUUCCAGUCUCUUUAAGAUUGCCAGCAGUAGAGCUCUUGAAAGAUCCAUUCCUAGCAACCGAAAAUUCAAAAGAUACUAUUUCUGGUUCUAUGAAGCUACCAAAGAAUCUUAUGCCCAAACAAGGGAUCAACUUGUCACAUUCAGAAUCCCAUUCGAUGAGCAUUGACAAGAAGCAGCUUUUGGUGGGAUCUUUUAAAGAAAGUAUCAAUGAGCAGCUCCAGCUUUCAACUCCAGAAAUUUGCAAGUUCACCGAGAAAAAUGAAUUCAGAUUAAGAGGGGGCAAGAUCGACAGCAAUACAAUUUCAUUGACUUUGAACAUUACGGAAACUUCAAGUGGUCAAGCAAGGAAAGUGGAGUUUUCCUUUUAUCUUGAUUCGGAUACUGCAGUUUCAGUAGCUGAGGAGAUGGUUGAACAACUUGAAUUGUCGCUUGAAGAUGUAGCUUAUAUUGCUGAGUUGAUUGAUAGCUUGGUAUUAAAGUUGGUUCCUAGCUGGAGAACUCCAUGUGGAAGCAUCGCGAGUGCACCUGAGAGGCAUCCUGAUUGCUUACAAUCUGUCAGAGAUCAAGAGACCCCACAAUCAAUUAAUUCAGAAAUAUCUGCGGAACAUGAUGUGACAACUUCCUCUUGUGCCAGCACUAGCAAGCCUUUGGAACCUUCUCAUUGCAGUCUUCAAUUGAAUUCUAACAAUUUGGGUUCAGAUUUUAGGAUGCUUGAUGAUGGGCAUCUACCAGAACAAAAAAAAUCUGCAAGAAAUUUUGUGGGCUCCUUUAUUGGUUCAUGCUUUGGCAUGAAAGAUAUGAGAGCUUGUCCUGCAUCUGCUAUCCAAACCAAGCAGAAGAAGUUGGCAAGCUAA